GGAAGAGCAUAGUAUGCCUGAUCCAGCAAAGACCGCGCCCAAGAAGGGCUCCAAGAAAGCCGUAACUAAGACAGCUGGCAAAGGCGGCAAGAAGAAGAGAAAGACCAGGAAGGAGAGCUACGCUAUCUACGUGUACAAGGUGCUUAAGCAGGUACACCCCGACACCGGCAUCUCCUCCAAGGCUAUGAGCAUAAUGAACUCCUUCGUCAACGACAUUUUCGAGAGGAUCGGCGGUGAGGCCUCCCGCCUGGCGCACUACAACAAGCGCUCAACCAUCACUUCCAGGGAGAUUCAGACCGCCGUGCGCCUCCUGCUGCCCGGAGAGCUGGCAAAGCACGCCGUGUCCGAGGGCACCAAGGCCGUGACCAAGUACACCAGCUCAAAGUAAACUGCGUCUGCACCUUAAAUGAAAACAACGGCCCUUUUCAGGGUCACCCGCUCUAAAAAAAGGCAUUUUCCGGUUCAUUUUUGGGUUUUAAAGUUAUUUUUGAUACUCUAGCCCAAAAUGAAAUCACACCAGUGUAAUAGCCCAGGUAGCUUUUAGAUUAUUAAGAAUCAGUUCUCAAAGUGAUUAGUUAAACCAUGAAAUUACACGCAAUGAGGAAAAGGAAAAAAAACCUGGAUACAUUAAUUCUGUACAGAGCACAUUACAGGCAAAGCAAUAGAGAAGAAACCCAAAAUCACAGUAAACUUGGACUUAAAAUGGAGGUGAGUUGUUUGUCCCUAACAAUUCAUGAAACUCUGGAGGCUUACUUUUUUCUUCAUUUCAAGAUUAGAUGAAACUGACAGCUUUACUUUUUUAUGCAUCUCUCUUCAAAAUGACACUGCAUUGUAGUUAGUCCAAUUGUAUUUAAGCUUUGGCCAAAAAAAAAAAAAAACUAAAAAGGCUUAUUAAUGAAGUUCAACAAUCUCACCCACUUUGAAGUUGCUCAGUUCCCUUUCCCCACUUCCUUCUCCUGGAUUCCUUCAGUUGUCAAACACCAUAUUACAAUUUAAAAUAAAUAAAUAAAUAAAAACAAAAUUAUAAUAAUUAGUGCUACUGGAGUGCUGCACUGGAUCAAAAACUUACACUCAUCA
This is a messenger RNA of Boleophthalmus pectinirostris (great blue-spotted mudskipper), 1077 nucleotides long. RefSeq names its product histone H2B 1/2-like. Gene Ontology annotation, molecular function: structural constituent of chromatin; protein heterodimerization activity; DNA binding. Lineage: Eukaryota; Metazoa; Chordata; Actinopteri; Gobiiformes; Gobiidae. The transcript has a single exon. Gene Ontology annotation, cellular component: nucleosome. The coding region runs from base 14 to 388 and encodes 124 amino acids. The record is from RefSeq and is a predicted model, not a curated record.